This is a messenger RNA of Staurois parvus, 366 nucleotides long. Lineage: Eukaryota; Metazoa; Chordata; Amphibia; Anura; Ranidae. The record is from the annotation of a GenBank genome assembly.
AGGUCAAACCUAAACAACACUUUCCAUUGUAUCCAAUUAGGCAGGACCUUGUACUACAUAGCUGAAGGUAAAUCUAAAGGAAAUUGGGCAGAAAAUUGUAUAGUGUAUGGCCAGCCUAUAUUGCCAAAAGUAUUGGCCCCGCCCUCCCAAUCAUGUGAUUCAGGUGCUCCAAUCCCCUCCAUGGACACAGGUGUAUACAAUCAAGGCAUGCAGACUGCUUCUACAAACAUUGGUGAAAGAAUGGGUCGCUCUCAGGAGCUCAGUGACUCCAAGCAUGGUCCCGUGAUAGGUGGUCCACCUGUGCAAUAAGUCCAUCCGUGACAUUUCUGGCUACUAAAUAUUCCACGCUCAACUGUUAGUGGGAUU